AAUUUUGAUCGAAUAAUUAAAAUUUCUUCAUCAACAGAGAAUGAAAAAAAUCCUAUUGAAAGUGUCACCUUCAAAAAUGAAUCUUGUAAUGAAUGAAUCCAAACUUAAUCAGACCAUAAUACAGAUAUCUAGCAUCGAGUGGAAAAUAACAAAAUAUAUAAAAUUAUUCCUACAUAGGGAGUUAGGUACCACCAAUAUUUUAAAAAGUGAAUAACAUCUACUAUAAAUUAGCUACAAUUCUACAUGAAGUAGUCAUCAUUCAAUCAAGGCAAUUAUUAUAUAUCAUACGUAAUUUGUAUCUUGUAGGUGCAGGAAGCUGCUAUCGAGCUAGCUUCAUUUCUUCAAGAUUUUCAUCAACCAGCAAGCGGAAGCUACUCUUGAGAAUGGAAACAGUUGCAAGGUCCAAUAAUCUCAAGUACGAGUGCCUAUUGUUUGAUAUGGAUGACACAUUGUAUCCUCUUAGCUCAGGUGUCAACCUAGCUUGUCGCAAAAAUAUAGAAGAAUAUAUGUUGCAUCACCUAAAUAUUGAAGAAAGUGAAGUGCCAAAAAUGUGCUUGGAUUUAUACAGAGAAUAUGGCACAACUAUGGCAGGCUUGAAGGAGCUAGGGUACGAAUUUGACAACGAUAAGUUUCAUGAAUAUGUGCAUGGAAGAUUACCAUAUGAGGUGCUAAAACCUGAUCCACUACUAAGGAACCUCCUACUUUCCAUGCUACAACGCAAAAUUAUAUUUACAAAUGGUGAUAAAGCACAUGCAAUUAGAGUUCUGAGCAAGUUGGGAUUGGGUGAUUGUUUUGAAGGUAUUAUAUGCUUUGAAACUUUGAAUCCUUCUUUAGAGGAUAAUGCUACUAUUUUAUGCAAGCCUUCUCUCAAAGCAAUGGAGGCUGCUAUUCAGAUUGCAAAUCUUGAUCCAAACAGAACUAUUUUUUUCGACGAUAGCGCUCGAAACAUAGCAAGUGGUAAACAAGCUGGACUCCACACAGUGGUUGUGGGGAGUUCAACUUUGGUGGGAGGGGCAGAUCAUGCCUUGAGGAGCAUACACAACAUAAGAGAAGCCCUUCCUCACAUAUGGGAAGAAGAAGGAGAUUUAAAACAACAAAUUAUUCAAUCAAAUGCUGCUGAAUUAACUAUAGUACAAGCAUAAUAACACCUAUACUCAAUGUGCAUCAAGACUUUAAUUUAAUGAAUUUCAAUAAAAAAAAUUCUACUUGAAAUGAAUAAGUCAUUAGAUAAUAUAUCCAAUAAUGUAUAUGUGUUACAUUUAUUAAAAAAUAUAAAAAAAAAGAAUUACUUUAAUCUAUAAA
Messenger RNA from Solanum pennellii, 1302 nucleotides. Its product is annotated as suppressor of disruption of TFIIS. The coding region runs from base 384 to 1142 and encodes 252 amino acids. The transcript has 8 exons. Lineage: Eukaryota; Viridiplantae; Streptophyta; Magnoliopsida; Solanales; Solanaceae. The record is from RefSeq and is a predicted model, not a curated record.